AUGUCGACGACUACGAGCAACACCCUCUCCCUACCGUUUCGCAGGUCCACGCACAUCUCGCUCUCGUCGACGAUCCGGCGGUAUAUCAACACCAAGUAUGACCAGCACCCCGACAUGUUCAAGCAGGACCUCGAGGUCGUCGACGCCCUGCGCAGAGAUGCCGUCAACGUCCGCGAGCCGCACUCGAGCGGCAUCAAGAAACUGCAGGCCUAUGCCGGUCAGCUGGCCUGGGUUGGCGGCAAAUUCCCCAUUGACAUCGGCGCCGAGUUUACCUGGUAUCCCGCCCUCGGUUACAACACGGAACGGCCCAUGGUCCGCAACAACCUCAAGUACGAGCUCAUGAACGUACUCUACAACCUCGCUGCCCUCUACUCCCAGCUUGCCGCCAGCAGCCCCCGCGCAAGCCCCGACGGCCUCAAGGUUGCCGCCCACCAUUUCAACCUCGCCGCCGGCGUCCUGUCGCACAUGCAGACUGAAGUGCUUCCCGAGCUGAGAAUGUCGGACCCGCCCGAGGACAUGGACGCCCACACCCUAGAAGCUCUGGUGCAGCUGUUGUUGGCGCAAAGCCAGGAAUGCUCUUGGCAGAGCGGCGUGAUGAACGGGCUUAAAGACCUCAGCAUCGCCAAGCUCGCGGCCCGGGUGGCGGAUCUAUACAACCUGGCCGCUGAGGCGGCCGUACGAAGCGAAGCCAUCAGCAGCGCCUGGAUACACCACAUGACGGCCAAGCACCAUCACUUUGCCGCCGCCGCCCAGUUUCGCGCCGCCCGCGACUGCCUCGAAAAGAGAAAAUACGGCGAGGAGGUGGCGCGGCUGAGAGAUUCUGUCGCGUGCGUGACCGAAGGCCUCAAGGAGACGAGGGGUGGCUAUUUGAGCAAGCUCAUCCUUGAUGACCUCAACGGCCUGAAGCGUAAGGCCGACGACGACUUGAAGCGGGCGGAAAAAGACAAUGACAUGAUCUUUCUCAAUCCGGUGCCACCCAAAUCUGAGCUCAAGAUCUUAGAUCGGUUCAACAUGGCCGAGGUCAAGGUGCCGCUCCAGGUGGCCAACCCAUACGAUUACCUGGGCGACAAGGCAGAGUUCGGGCCUGCCCUGUUUUCUCGACUCGUUCCCUUUUCCGUCCACAUGGCCAUUUCGAUCUACGAAGAGCGCAGAGACAGAAUAGUGAACCAAAACAUCAUCCAGGAGCUGGAGGCGUUGACGGAAAAGGUCCACACGUUGCUCUCCUCCAUCGGUUUGCCGGGGUCGCUCCAGGCCCUGGAAAAACCGCUCGGGCUUCCGCCGAGCUUGGUGCAGCACGCCGAGGAGCUCCGUCAGGGUGAUGCCAUUGGCAGGGUCCACAAGAGCCUCGCAGAUAUUGACAAGUUGCGAGCGGCAGACUUGGCCAUCUUCGAGGCAGGAAUGGCGGCAUUGACGGCCGAGCGUGACGAGGACGAGAGGUUAAAGGCAAAGUACGGAACAGACCGGUGGACGCGCCCAGUCAGCCUGGGAGACCCUCAGGGAGCCAAGCUGUGGAGCCACGCGAGUGAGAUUGAGGGCUAUUUUCAGAGCAGCGUCAGCAGCGACAGCAUCGUGAGAGACAAGUUUGCCGCCAACGAAGGCCUGCUGCGCGUGCUGUGCGGGCCGGACCGCGGGCUGAUGGAGUUUGUGCCGUCGAGCACGCAGAGGGAAACGAGCGACGAACUCAACAAGAGACGGAAAAGGGUGGAACGGCUGCGAGAGGAUGCACGCAGGGACGACAUCAAGCCCGACAUUCUCCGGGAGGCGGCGCGGCUGGAGAGAAGCUACCCGACAACGGCGAUUGUCCCCGCGCACUUUGAGGAUUUCUUUGAGAAGCGGCUCGACCGGUUGUACGAACCCGAGCUUGACAACAUUGGCAACGAGGCCGCGGAGCAGGAGAAUCUGCUGGCUCUGGUAGAGCGGGCGAACCGCGAAUUCGACUCACAGAGGCGCAAGGUGGGAGACCGCGGGCUUCGCGAGCGCGAGCAGGCCCUGCAGCGGCUGGACAGCGCGUACUUCAAGUACAAAGAGAUUGUGAACAACCUCGAGGUGGGGAGGAAAUUUUACAACGACCUCAGCAAAAUUGUCGGGCAGGGGUUCCGAGACGUCGUCAAGGGGUGGGUGGCGCAACGGCAGAUGGAUGCGCGAGCCCUCGAAGAGGAAUUGAGCAUGCCGCCCCUCUCGAACCUCAACCUGUCUCGCAACCACACAGCCGCACGCGGCACUCAGGCAGCGACCAUGCGGUCGUACGAGCCGACCCAACCACCGCGAUUCGUUCCCGAGCCCAUGUCGCCGCGACAGGCGGCGUCGAUGCAGCGCCCCGUGCAAAGCCCUGCGGAGGCGACGAUUCAGUCCUGGGCCGCCGGGGGCGUCCAGCAGCCCCAGCCGAUGGCGGUAGCCCCGAACCCGAUGGGCGGGGCUGUCUGGAGCCCGGCGGUGGGGAUCAAGUUUGGCAGCGGGCCGGAAACGACAGAGGGACAGGGACAGGGCCAGGGCCAGCCUAGCAAGGGAGGGCCGCUGGGCGGUACGUGGGAUCCCAGUGCGGGCAUCAGGUUUGGCUGA
Messenger RNA from Hirsutella rhossiliensis, 2559 nucleotides. Its product is annotated as BRO1-like domain-containing protein. The coding region runs from base 1 to 2559 and encodes 852 amino acids. The transcript has 6 exons. Gene Ontology annotation, molecular function: protein binding. Lineage: Eukaryota; Fungi; Ascomycota; Sordariomycetes; Hypocreales; Ophiocordycipitaceae. Gene Ontology annotation, cellular component: endosome. The record is from RefSeq and is a predicted model, not a curated record.